Messenger RNA from Phalaenopsis equestris, 690 nucleotides. RefSeq names its product U-box domain-containing protein 35-like. The annotation marks the transcript as partial. Gene Ontology annotation, molecular function: ATP binding; protein kinase activity. Gene Ontology annotation, biological process: protein phosphorylation. The transcript has a single exon. NCBI's taxonomy places the organism in Eukaryota, Viridiplantae, Streptophyta, Magnoliopsida, Asparagales, Orchidaceae. The record is from RefSeq and is a predicted model, not a curated record.
UACGAGUACAUGGCCAAUGGAAGCCUCGACGACCGCCUCUUCCGGCGAGGAAACACGGCGCCGAUCCCAUGGCAGCACAGGUUUCGCAUCGCCGCCGAGAUAGGGACAGGUCUCCUCUUCCUCCACCAAGCAAAGCCGGAACCUUUAGUCCACCGUGAGCUCAAGCCGGCCAAUAUCCUCCUCGACCACAACUAUGUCAGCAAAAUAAGCGAUGUCGGACUCGCGCGCCUUCUUCCACCUUCAGUUGCAGACAAUGUUACGCAAUACAGAAUGACCUCUGUUGCUGGAACAUUCUGCUACAUUGAUCCGGAGUACCAGCAGACUGGAAUGCUUGGAAUAAAGUCUGAUAUUUAUUCUCUUGGGAUUCUGUUAUUGCAGUUGAUCACAGGGAAGCCGCCAAUGGGGCUUACAUACCAUAUGGAGCGUGCAAUUGAUGAUGGGGCAUUUAAGGAGAUAUUGGAUCCGGCAGUGACGGAUUGGCCGGUGGAGGAAGCUAGGAGCUUGGCUCGCAUGGCGCUUAGGUGCGCGGAGUUGAGGAGGAAGGAUAGGCCGGAUCUGAGCAGAGUGGUGUUGCCAGAGCUUAACAGGCUGAGGAAGGUGGGGGAGAGGAAUCUGCAGAGUUGCGCCGUGGGAAAUGGAUUAUAUGCGUCACCCGCGGAGUCUCAGAUCUCCAUACAGGCAUGUUCUUGA